Messenger RNA from Diplodia corticola, 1767 nucleotides. RefSeq names its product major facilitator superfamily transporter. The coding region runs from base 1 to 1767 and encodes 588 amino acids. Gene Ontology annotation, biological process: transmembrane transport. The record is from RefSeq and is a predicted model, not a curated record. Gene Ontology annotation, molecular function: transmembrane transporter activity. Lineage: Eukaryota; Fungi; Ascomycota; Dothideomycetes; Botryosphaeriales; Botryosphaeriaceae. The transcript is spliced from 2 exons.
AUGAGCGAGAACAUGUCAGACGUCCCCGCUCAACCCCCGCCAGCAAGCGCCGAGGUGGAACAACCCGCUCAGGACAAGGCCAAGGACGUGGAAGCAGCCCAAACCCCUGCCGAAACUGCAUACCCGUCUGCCAAAAUCGCCAUUCCCAUCAUCAUCACCGUAUAUCUGGGCCUGUUCGUCGUCGCUCUGGACAGGACCAUCAUUGCAACCGCAAUUCCCAUCAUCACCAAUGAAUUCCACUCAUUGGGAGAUGUCGGCUGGUAUGGCUCCGCCUACAUGCUUACCGGCUGCACGACCCAGCUGCUGGUCGGACGCAUCUACACCUUCUACAACCAAAAGGUCGUGUACUUGACUUCACUGUUCCUCUUCGAGGCCGGCUCGGCCAUCUGCGGCGCAGCUCCCAACUCAACCGUCUUCAUCGUGGGCCGCGCCAUCGCCGGAAUGGGCUCAGGAGGCGUCUUUUCCGGCGGCAUCCUCUUGACCAUCCCCCUCGUCCCGCUCCGAAAGCGUCCCAUCAUCCAAGGCAUGGCCGGAGCCCUGUUCGGCAUCGCCAGCGUCGUCGGGCCUCUCCUCGGCGGCGCCUUCACCGACCACGCCACCUGGAGAUGGUGCUUCUACAUCAACCUGCCCAUCGGCGCCGUCGUCGCCGUCGUCGUCUUCUUCGUGCUCAAGCAGACCGCACCGCCGACCAACGCCGCCCUCAGCGCCAAGGCCAAGAUCCUGCAGCUCGACCCGCUCGGCAACGCCUUCUUCGUCCCCGGCAUGGUCUGCCUCCUCCUCGCGCUGCAGUGGGGCGGCACCACGUACGCCUGGCGCAGCGCGCGCGUCGUCGCCCUCCUCGUCCUCGGCGGCCUCCUCCUCGCCGCCUUCGUCGCCGUCCAGGCCGCCAACCGCAACGACACCGCCACCGUCGCCCCCCGCAUCAUCAAGCAGCGCACCGUCGCCGGCGCCUUCUGGUUCGUCUUCUGCACCUCCGCCGCCAUGAUGGGCGUCGUCUACUACAUGCCCAUCUGGUUCCAAGCCAUCAAGGGCGUCUCGGCCGUCUCGUCAGGCCUCAUGCUCCUCCCCGUCGUCCUCUCCCUCGUCGUCGGCAGCAUCCUCACCGGCAUCUGCGUCAGCCGCACGGGGUACUACGCGCCGUUCCUGCUCGCCUCGAGCGCCGUCGCCUCCGCCGGCGCCGGCCUGCUCACCACCUUCACCACGUCUACCGAUCGCCCCGCCUGGCUCGGCUACCAGGUCCUCUUCGGCCUCGGGCUCGGCCUCGGCAUGCAGCAGGCCAACAUCGCGGUGCAGUGCGUGCUGCCGCGCGCCGACGUGCCCGUCGGCGUCACGCUCGUCUUCUUCGCCCAGCAGCUCGGCGGCGCCGUCUUCGUCUCCGUCUGCCAGAACGUCUUCACCAACGAGCUCGCCCGCGGCCUGCGCGCCCUCGCCACCGCCGACUUCAGCCCCGCCCGCAUCGUCGCCACCGGCGCCACGCAGCUGAGGAACGUCGUCAGCGACGACGCGCAGCUCGGCGCGGUCUUGACGGCGUAUAAUGCGGCGCUGGUCAAGGCGUUUACCGUCGCGUUGGCCAUGACGUGCUUGAGCGUGUUUGGGAGCAGCGUCAUUGAGUGGAAGAAUGUGAAGACGGUGAGGGAUGAGGAGGCGGUGGCGUUGCAGAACAAUAAGAAGGAGAAGGAGAAUGAGAAGACUGUGGACUCGGAUGUCCAGACGAGGAGUGACGGCGACGAGGCUGAUGUCGAGAAGAAGACGCAGGAUUCGGUGUAA